AGUUACCAUGGCUACACAGCCGAUAGCCCUGGGUCCAGAUCCAGCAUCGUUGACCUGUCCACACUGUCAUGCCAGAGUGACAACGACUAUGAAAGCGGCUGCAAAUACUAAAACUCACAUAAUCGCUUUAAUUCUAUGCGUUUGUCUAAAAAAAAUUUUAAUCAUGGAGCCAUGGCUUUGUAGCUAUGAUAACUUUCAACCCUCUAAACUUUUCCGCAUGUCAAAGAAAACAUUUAUUGAUUUAGCAGCAAUGGUAGGAAAAAACGAUGAAAAAAAAUAUUCGCAGGACCGCAUACAGGUGGACAUCAUCCAAUGCAUACCUUGCGUAUGUAUUCCAUAUUGCUGUGAUUCCUGCCAGACUUUACAACAUUACUGUCCAAACUGCCAGGCAUACUUGGGGUCGUAUGCUAACUGAAAGUGUAUUUUUUAUAUUUUGGGUUUUUGUUGUACUUUAUACUGGGCGAUUAAUGUUUAACCUUACUAGCAUGUUUGUACAUCAAAUAUUUAUAUAAAUACGUGUUGCUUUAUUGUAAACCUAUUCCCAAUUUUGUUAUCUCAACAAGGUACUUACGUUGUAUCGCCAUAUGUCUGCACAAAUUACCAUUCUAUUCUAAUAGAUUAGGAGCCUAGCCUAUAUGUUUGUAUUGCAUUAUUUGUCGCCAAAAUUGCGGAGAUUUAGUGCAUGUUUUUACUCAGUGGCCUGCCAAUGCUUACUAAAGUGUUAGCGUUGUAUCAACAUGAUAUUAGUACUUACCGAUCGAAAAAUCUCUCGUUGCAAAUUAUGUAAGAAGUACCAUCAUCUUGAAAUCGUCUAACACCUUAAUUCUGUAAAGACUAGCACUUUUAAAAAAAAACACUAAGGGACAUAUCGUCAGUCGUUUCUACAGUUGUAGGACGCCUUUAGGCCCGUAUCGCCAGUCGUUCCUACAAUUGUAGGACGCCUUUAUGGCCUCCUUG
Molecule: messenger RNA, 957 nt
Organism: Acanthoscelides obtectus
Lineage: Eukaryota; Metazoa; Arthropoda; Insecta; Coleoptera; Chrysomelidae
Source: the annotation of a GenBank genome assembly